GGGUUUCGAUUGGUGUCCACUUGGAACUUUGGUGAUCCAGUCCAUAAUGCGGUCGAAUGUGUUGAUAUCCUUCCAGAAAUCAACAUUCUUGCUGUUGCUAUGCGUGGAUCAAAAUGUGUGUUUUAUGAUAUCAACGAACAAAGCAACGAUCCCAUUCAGGUACUCAAGGGAGGAAAUCAUCCAUGGUUUGUGCCCGAUUCAAUAGCCUUGUCGCAAGACUACUUUGCUGUUUCUGGGAGAAAGCCAUCUGCCGUGUUUAUCUGGAAUUGGCGGAAAGGGGUUCGCUUAUCUAACAGGGUAAUGGAAGAAAAGAAGGUUCUCCUUUUCUAA
This is a messenger RNA of Zychaea mexicana, 330 nucleotides long. RefSeq lists its product as uncharacterized. Lineage: Eukaryota; Fungi; Mucoromycota; Mucoromycetes; Mucorales; Lichtheimiaceae. The record is from RefSeq and is a predicted model, not a curated record. The annotation marks the transcript as partial. Gene Ontology annotation, molecular function: protein binding. The transcript has 2 exons.